GGGCUAGAAAUUUUCGCAGGAUGGCCCACAACUAUAUAAAGCCGUCCCUUCCUUCCCCAAAGCAGGAAUCGGAAUCCACAUCCACGGAUCCAAUCUCAACAGUGCCUUUCUAAUUUCAGUUCCUGAACGCUGCGUAAAAACACCAUAAAUAUACUAACAUUUUAAGUAAACAAACUAAUUUUUUUAACAAAAUUGUGAAUUUGGGUUGAUUCGAAGUCGCAAUGAAGGAUGAUGAUUCAUCUCUCCCAACAUCGACCGCAGCGGCGACCCUGUCGGCAAUGCCUAUCAAUGCCAAAAAGGAAAGUUCCGAUUCUAAUCUAUUUGGGAAAGGCCGGUAUAAGUUCUGGGCGUUAGCUGCCAUUUUGCUUUUGGCAUUUUGGUCAAUGUUCACCGGAACUGUCACUCUCCGUUGGUCCGCCAGCAAUCUCAAUAGUCUAUCCGAUGACCUUGACACUCCCAUACCCGACGAUCUCGACGUCCUUGAAAUGGAGGAAAGGGAAAAGGUGGUGAAGCAUAUGUGGGAUGUAUACACUAAUAGCCGUCGGGUCAGAUUACCACGAUUUUGGCAGGAGGCUUUUGAGGCUGCUUACGAGGAAUUGACUAGUGAUGUCCCUGGGAUUAGAGAUGCUGCAUUCUCUGAGAUCGCAAGGAUGUCCGUCCACUCCAUUAUUAUUGAUCCCCCUCCUCUUCAAUCAACGAGUGCUCGAGGAUUAAGCAAGAGUCUUAAGAUAGGAGGGAAAAGUGGGGCUAUCGCAGCUUCAAGGAGGAGUAAUAGAUAAUAUGAAGAGAAUCUAUAGGCUUCAAAUCUGCAUUAUUGCUCGUGUGCUGCAGCAAUCUGUGACGUGCAGAAAGGCGAACGGGACACCGUUCUUCAUGGUUUUGUAACUGGAACAAUUAUGUACUUAAUUAGGUUCUUUUUUCUUCCAAGUUUUUGCUGCCACAAUCUUGUCAUUAUUGGUGGUUCUGAAAACAACCUUUUUCAGUAGGUGAAUUCAGUGAGAAAUUUUGAUUUUUCUUGUCCCUCAA
This is a messenger RNA of Manihot esculenta (cassava), 1026 nucleotides long. RefSeq lists its product as uncharacterized. Lineage: Eukaryota; Viridiplantae; Streptophyta; Magnoliopsida; Malpighiales; Euphorbiaceae. The coding region runs from base 222 to 779 and encodes 185 amino acids. The record is from RefSeq and is a predicted model, not a curated record. The transcript is spliced from 3 exons.